Molecule: messenger RNA, 1035 nt
Organism: Plasmodium falciparum 3D7
Lineage: Eukaryota; Apicomplexa; Aconoidasida; Haemosporida; Plasmodiidae
Product: rifin
Exons: 2
Coding region: 1-1035 (344 amino acids)
Source: RefSeq, a predicted model, not a curated record
AUGAAAUUCCAUUAUAUUAAUAUAUUUUUAUUUGCUCUUCCAUUAAAUAUAUUGGUGCAUAAUAAAAGGAACCAUAUGAAAACUAUAAUUUGUACACCCAAAACUAAACAAACAAAAACACAUAGAACAUUAUGCGAAUGUGAAUUAUACGCACCAUCUAACUAUGAAAAUGACUCUGAAAUGAAAGAAGUAAUGGAAAUUUUCGAUCGUCAAACGUCAGAACGCUUUCGCGAAUAUGACGAAAGGAUGCAACAUAAACGAAAACAAUGUAAAGAACAAUGUGAAAAAGAUAUACAAAAAAUUAUUUUAAAAGAUAAAAUCGAGAAAGAAUUAACAGAAAAAUUCGGAGCAUUACAAACCGAUAUAAGAACUGAGGAUAUACCCACAUGUGUUUGCGAAAAAUCAGUAGCAGAUAAAACAGAAAAAGUUUGUCUUAACUGUGGAAAAACUAUGGGAGCGGUUGCACCUGCUUGGGGAUUCGUCAGCGGUAUAGGGUAUGUCGCAUGGACACAAUAUGUUGCUGCAAAAAUCCUUGAAGUGGGUAUAAAGAAAAGUGUGCAAGUGAGUUUGGAUAAAGUCAUGGAAAUAGUAACACAAAUACAUAGUCUUACUACAGCUGAAAUACCCAAAUUUUCUGCGGCACAAAUACUUUCCUCAGGUAACUUUACUAAUAAUAUAUCACUCAUUGAUAUGGUUCAAUACCUAAGAAAUAAUAUGUACGGAGUAAUAGAAUCUCAAAAGUGUGAACGUUUUGGAUUUAUAUUAGAUACUAUGGGUAAAAACACGCUUAAGGUUUUUAAUAGAAACUAUCACAUACAAGUAGAAGCAGUUAAAAAUGCUGUCGAUGCUGCUGAAGCAGCCGAAAGUCUUAAAUUAGCAACAAAUACUAGUAUAUUAACUAAUACUAUUAUUGCUUCGGUUAUUGCAAUAUUAGUUAUAGUUUUAGUUAUGGUAAUUAUUUAUUUAAUUUUACAUUAUCGAAGAAAAAAAAAAAUGAAGAAAAAACUACAAUAUAUAAAAUUAUUAAAAGAGUAG